This is a messenger RNA of Ixodes scapularis (black-legged tick), 1907 nucleotides long. Its product is annotated as dihydrofolate reductase. The transcript is spliced from 5 exons. Gene Ontology annotation, cellular component: mitochondrion. Gene Ontology annotation, biological process: dihydrofolate metabolic process; folic acid metabolic process; glycine biosynthetic process. Gene Ontology annotation, molecular function: dihydrofolate reductase activity; NADP binding. Lineage: Eukaryota; Metazoa; Arthropoda; Arachnida; Ixodida; Ixodidae. Bases 16 to 777 code for a protein of 253 amino acids. The record is from RefSeq and is a predicted model, not a curated record.
AUACCACUGAUCUCUAUGGUUUGCUGGGCGCUGGGCUGUGCUUCAAAAAAGUCACGUGAUGCCCUCCCUCUGGUUUUCUUUCUUUCUGCUGCCCGUUUGUUUUCCCGCCUCGGCAGCAGUAGAAGAAACCAACUUGCAACUUGCAAGCGAACGGCCUGUUCUAAAGACUGGCACGAUCGGAGACCUGGAGCCAGCGCCAUGUGUCCGGGUGUGCAGGAGUCCCUCCAGUACUUUGCCAUUGCGGCCAUGUGCCACAACCGGGGCAUCGGCGUCCUCAACACGCUGCCCUGGCGGCUCAAGAAGGAGAUGGCGUACUUCUCGCGCAUCACCAGCCAGGCGGCCGAGGGCAAGAGCAACGCGGUCGUGAUGGGGCGCAAUACCUGGGACUCCAUCCCACCCAAAUACAAGCCCCUGCCUGGAAGAGUGAACGUGGUGGUGAGCCGAACUCUGGAGAAAGUUCCGGACGGUCACCACGUGGCAAGGAGCUUCUCGGACGCCCUCAGCCUACUCCAACCGCUCGUGGACAGCGGCAAGGUGGACAAGACGUUUGUGGUGGGCGGGGCCCAGCUGUACCGGGAGGCCCUGGCCGACCCCCGCUGCACGCGAGUCUACCUGACGGAGAUAGACGCCGACUUUGAGUGCGACGUCUUCUUCCCCGAACUGGAGCCGGGCCAGUUCCGGCUCGUCCAGGAGGAGGGGGUGCCCCAGGAGGAGCAGACGGAGGGCGGCCUCACCUACCGCUUCAACGUCUACCAGAGGAUCUCUUCGGGAAAGUGAAGCAUCCAACGAUCGAGGAGAGUUGGACGAGUGCCGUGCACCGACCUGCAAGCUCCCCCAGCCACACCAUGCAACUGUGGAAAAAAAAAAAGAAGCAGAAGAGAAGACUGAGAUGUUUGAAAAGAGUUUGCAAACUAUGGAAUCUUCAAAAACAAAGAAAAAAAAUGAUGCCGAAAUCGCUGGUGUCAUUACGCUGAUUCUCGAUAAAAUUCAUUAUUGUACUGCCCGGCUGCACAUCACAUUUCAACAAGUACUGACCACUCUCAAAAACUUCAUUUGACCACACCGAAAACAAACCAUUUCAAAUUUCCACCGCUUCAGUUAUCCAUUUCAGACUGGAACUCACUUCAAGAGAGUAUUGUCAAUAUUCAGGAAUCGUCCGGUUUCAGAGCUGCACUCGGCACCUCUUUUAAUACUUAGCAACCUGACAUCUUUGUGUUUUCCAUUUCUUUAAUAUCUGUUGCGUAUGCCCCCCCUUAUGUAAAGCCCUGGGCACUUUAAGGGUAUAUUAAAUGAAAUGAAACAUUUAGAGUAGGGGUUUGCUGUUUUCAGAGAACCAGUCUGUUCUUUCAAGCGUCGGCAGUUUCGCAUGCAGCCACCGCAACUUUUAAAGGAGUGUGUGUUAACAUGUCAUCGUUCAACAACAUCAAGAACACUGUAAUCCACAUUAAUUUUCAGGCUUCUCUCCAAUCUUGUACACUGUCCAUCAAUACACCUGACACAUCAAAACACGUGACCACCCACUCAGAUUGUGUACACCAAUGUCUCUGAUUCUGCAAAUUCAAACUAACUACGGUGCUUUUUCAUUCACAUAUGUAGCAACUAAAACAUGGAACGGUCUACCGGAAAGUAUAACAUCAAUGUCAAGUUUUCAAACAUUCACCCUCGCCUGGCUAUUAUAUAUUCACUCUCAAACUUCACUGGAAAUCAACUGACUGAUGCUCUACCGAUUCCUUCCUAUUUGUUUUUUUCAUUCAUUCAUUCAAGCUGCAGGCUUUACCAAGAAAUAUACCAGAUUUGUAUGUAGGUGAUAUGGUGCGGUAGAAAUAUUUUUAUCAUUAUUAUGUGCCUUUGUUUUUCCCCUUCAUCUUUUUUCUAGUUGGCUAGAAUAAACAUUGGGUUGAAAGUCA